This is a messenger RNA of Mercurialis annua (annual mercury), 1165 nucleotides long. Its product is annotated as protein NEN4. Bases 177 to 1016 code for a protein of 279 amino acids. The transcript is spliced from 5 exons. The record is from RefSeq and is a predicted model, not a curated record. NCBI's taxonomy places the organism in Eukaryota, Viridiplantae, Streptophyta, Magnoliopsida, Malpighiales, Euphorbiaceae. Gene Ontology annotation, molecular function: nucleic acid binding; 3'-5' exonuclease activity.
AUAAAUCUCUUGACUUGAACUACAAGACAAUCAAACUCUUGUCACAAGAAUUCUCUCCAUUAACCCUUCCCUUCACCCUUCCUCGCCAUUUAUAUCAUUGCAACGAUGAGCAGAAUCAAAAAAACAAACUCAGAAUCCGAAAUUCAAACCGAAACCCAACAAAAAAUACCUAAAAAAUGGAAAAUUCUGAGUUUUUUCCUUCGACAGAGAUCGUAUUCUUCGACUUGGAAACGACAGUACCGAACAAUAAAUCUUCAGGAGGAAGGUUUCGGGUAUUAGAAUUCGGUGCAAUCAUCGUUUGUCCGAGAAAACUUGUCGAGCUAGAAAGCUACACAACUCUUAUAAGACCUAAAGACUUGUCUGUGGUCGCAUUACGAUCUGGUCGAACAGACGGGAUAACUCGAAAAGCUGUUGCUGAUGCCCCCGAAUUCGAGCAAGUUGCUGACAAAAUCUUUGGGAUUUUGAAUGGAAGAAUAUGGGCAGGACAUAAUAUCCGAAGAUUUGAUUGUGUUCGUAUUAAGGAAGCAUUUGCAGAGAUCGGUAGGGAUCCACCGGUGCCUGUUGGUAUGAUCGAUUCGUUAGGGGUUUUGGGUCAGAAGUUUGGUCGAAGAGCUGGUAAUCUCAAGAUGGCAACUUUGGCUGAUUACUUUGGACUUGGGCAGCAAAAGCACAGGAGUCUUGAAGAUGUCCGUAUGAAUUUGGAGGUUUUGAAGCACUGCGCCACAGUUUUGUUUUUGGAAUCAAAUAUUCCAAGUUUGUCGAAUGAAAAUUGGAAAAACUCUUGUUCAACAAUUACAACACGAAGUAGAAGCAACGCCAAAGUGAUAAGCAGAGAAGAAACAUGCAAUCGCAAAUCUCCUCCAGCAACUCCCCUUGCAUACCAAAGACCCCUUCCUUAUGCAAGACCAAGUUUUGGAAAGGUAACAGAAUUAGGAGUGAGAAGUUUGUUGUGCAAGGCUCAAGAGACGAAAACCCUAAACAAGAUACUGAAGCAUUCUCAUUCACUGCUAAGAUGAGAUGCAUCAUCAACUCCUUUUGAUUUAUUAGAGACUUUGAUGUAUCGUUAUGAUUUCUAAUUCAUUAUUCUUUAUUCUUUAAUAAAUUCUUAUAUACAGAAAAAUAAUGUAACAUAUCAGAGUUAUAUAUGUAUUCUUCAUAUGCGAAA